Carassius carassius (crucian carp) is the source of this 1477-nucleotide messenger RNA. RefSeq lists its product as uncharacterized. The record is from RefSeq and is a predicted model, not a curated record. The coding region runs from base 203 to 1477 and encodes 424 amino acids. The transcript has 3 exons. NCBI's taxonomy places the organism in Eukaryota, Metazoa, Chordata, Actinopteri, Cypriniformes, Cyprinidae.
CAUCCAUUGUUCUUCUUUCUAUGGUUUAUGCCUCAGAAUUUGUCUUGCAUUUUCUGGUAACGUAGUAAUUUCUUUUUACCUUUUUAUGUCUUUGUUUCUUCUUUUCUUAGAAAAACAAACCAAAAUGAGGAAGAAAAAAUGCAUCCAUGCAUUCUUCUGACGAAUUGGGAAGACUUUAAAGCUUUGCACCCUACAUUGCUACAUGGACGAUAUAUUGCCCCCAUCUCCAUCCGAUGAUCCAGCAGAUCUCCAGCCAGGUUUAUCUGGCCUUGAAUGGGCGUUAUCAAUCGAUCCAUGUCCAUCUGGUUUGGAGCUGACAGUUAACACCAAUCCGGCUGAUCCUGAUGGGUCAUUGGUCUCAGGACCAUCCAGUCUUGAGGUGAUAUCUGACAGUGAUCAGGCUGAUCCAGAGCCAUCACCUGUCCCAGGUCCAUCCAGCCUCGAUUUAAAGUUAACACUGGAUCCAGGUCUAUCCAAACUGAUUUCUGAGACAAUGAAUGUCCCAGGACUAUCUAGUCUUGAUGUAACACCUGUACCAAGUCUAUCCAGUAUCGAGAUGAAACCGGACAUGGAUCUAACCGAGCCCAAGCCAUCAUCUGUCCCAGGUCCAUCUGGUUUUGAGGCAGCUGUUGAACAACAAUCAACAAAGAGGAAGAAGAAAGGCAUCUGUGCAUUCUUCCGCCGGACAUGGAGGGCUGUUAAGGGUGCUGCUCUCUGUUGCCAAAGGGGCAACAAAGUGGCUCCAGAUCCAUUUGCCAUUGACCCAAUGGCUCAACAGGAUAAUUCAGAUCACCAGCCAGAUUUAUUCAGCCUUGAGUGGCUGACACUUAAUGCUGAGCCAACCUAUCUGGAGCCAUCACCUGUCCCAGGCCCAUCCAAACUGAAUAAUGAGCCAAUGCCUGCCCCACAUCAGUCUGGUUAUGAGCCACCUGUUGAAAAACAAAGAAAAAUGAGGAUGAAGAAAGACAUCCAAGCAUUCUUCCAGCGAACAUGGAGGACUGUUAAGUUUCCCUCCUUGGCCCCAGAUUCAUGUCGAGUUGAGCCAGUAGCUCACUGGGAUCCAGUGGACCUCCAGCCAGGUCUAUCUGAUCCCUUGUGGUUGUUAAGGAAUGAUCCAGGUCCAUCUUGUUUCGAGGUGACAGUCAUGGCUAACCAAAAUCCACCUGAUUCUAAGCCAGAUCCAUUCAGCCUUGAUUCACACUUAACACUUGACCCAGGCCCAGCUGGUCUUGUAGUUGAGUUGACGUCUGUCCCAGGACCAUCCCGUCAGGAGAUAAUGCCAGUCAAUGGGUCUGACAUGGGUCUGGAUGUACCUGAGCUAAAACCCAUUCCAGGUUCCAGUCUCGUUCUGACAGCUGCUGUGGAUCUGAUUGAUCCCGAGCCGUCAUCUGCCUCUGGUUCAUCCAGCUGCAGACGGACACCUGACACUGAUCUGGACAAUUCUAAUCCUACCUGGUUUUUGGCCAACUGCAGGUGA